Molecule: messenger RNA, 990 nt
Organism: Ziziphus jujuba (common jujube)
Lineage: Eukaryota; Viridiplantae; Streptophyta; Magnoliopsida; Rosales; Rhamnaceae
Product: heavy metal-associated isoprenylated plant protein 3
Exons: 3
Coding region: 154-729 (191 amino acids)
Molecular function (GO): metal ion binding
Source: RefSeq, a predicted model, not a curated record
CUAUGUUUUUAUCUCUCUCUCUCUCUCUCUCUCUCUCUCUAUCUCUCUAUCUUCUCCCCAUUUAUCCAAUCAAAAGUCCAACUUUUUUAUACUCACUUUCUCCUCUCCACUAGUCUCACUGCUACUUUUUCUACUAGUACUACAUUUUCCUUUAUGAGCAACAAUAUGAAGAACACCAAGAAGAAGAUGAUGAUGGGAGGCUUCAUGUGUCAGUCUCAAGCAUCAACCGCCAUUUGCAUGAAUCCGGAGUUUGGUUCUGUUAUUGUGCCUCGAAGAGCAACUGCUAAGAGAAGUAGCCUUAUUCUUGAUGAUACAAGAUUAACCAACAAUGCCAAAUACACCAGGCUUAUUGAGUCUGGUAGGUUCAAGUUCAACCAGCUGAGUGAUAAAAAACCAGCCUUUAACAAUAAUAACAACAACAACAACAAUAAUAAUAAUGAUAAAAAAGAAGAUCAAGUUUCACGGCUGCGUGACCCGAAUACCUCUCAGAAACAUCCAUCAGUACCAGAUUCAUCCAACCAUGCAUUCCAGGUGGUUGUCAUGCGUGUCGCUCUUCAUUGUCAAGGAUGUGCUGGCAAAGUGAAGAAACAUUUAUCAAGGAUGGAAGGGGUUACGUCGUUCAGUAUAGACCUAGAAACCAAAAGGGUAACUGUGAUGGGACAUGUUUCACCGGUUGGAGUCCUGGAGAGCAUUUCAAAGGUGAAAAAAGCAGAGUUCUGGUCCUGUUGAACCAAAUUUCAUUGCUAAGUUUUUUUCUUUCUUUUUUUCUUUUUUUAGCCCUCUGGAACACCCACAUGGUAGCUUUUAACAUUUGAUGGUCCCUUUAUCAUUUCAAUUUCAUUUUAUAUUUCUUUUAAAAAAGCCAAAAAAUAAAAAUAAAAAAGGAGAGGUUAAGGGUUGGUGGGAAUUUGAUGACAUUCAGUACUGAUGGUGAUGUAUGUUAAUUUAACAAAACAAUUUUACAACUUCUAUUUUUCUCCUUUUAAUUUA